AAUUCCUACACCUAACUAACACACAAACACUUCUCAAAGCCCAAACGCCGAGAUCGUCAUUACUAGGAAAUCCAGCUAUGACGAACUCGUAGACAUCUCCCACCGUUUUGCCCACCUGCUCCAGAUCUGACCACCCUCGUUGCCUCCGAUUGUUGUGCUCAAAGUUCUCGGCGCCAUGGAUGCUCUGAGAAAACAAGCCAGUAAGCUCAGAGAACAAGUCGCCAAACAACAACAGGCUGUGAUAAAGCAGUUUGGUGGAACUGGUUAUGAUGGCUCCGAUAUAAUGGUUACCGAUGAGGUCGAGAUGCACAGACAUCAACAGCUAGACAAACUGUACAGGUCCACUCGUUCAGGAAGGGAUUUCCAGAAAGAAGUUGUUAAAGCAGCAGAAGCAUUUACGGCCAUAGGCUAUAAGCAUAUUGAAACAGGAACCAAGUUAUCUGAGGAUUGCUGCAGAUAUGGAGCUGAGAACAUAAAUGAUAAUGUUUUAGCUAAGGCAGCAUCUAUAUAUGGAGACGCUCGUAAACAUGUGGAAAAGGAGCGAGAGGACUUCAACAAGCUGUUGUCUUCACAGGUUUUAGAUCCAUUGAGAGCAAUGAUCGCUGGUCCUCCUUUGGAAGAUGCUCGUCAUCUUGCUCAACGUUAUAGUCGAAUGCGACAGGAAGCAGAGGCACAGGCAGCAGAAGUUUCUAGAAGACAAGUGCGGGUAAGGGAAUCUCCGACUCCUGAAAAUGUUGCAAAGCUGCAUGCAGCUGAAGCAAAGAUGCAUGAACAAAAAGCGAACAUGGCUGUUCUGGGUAAAGAAGCUUCAGCUGCAUUGGCUGCUGUUGAAGCACAGCAGCAAAGAUUGACUUUCCAGAGGCUUGUUUCGAUGGUUGAAGGAGAAAAGACUUGUCAUCUAAGAAUAGCUGCUAUACUUGGUGAGGUCGAAGCUGAGAUGGUCUUAGAGAAACAGCGGAAAGACUCUGCUCCCCCAAUAAUUUCAUCAGAGAAUGGCACAGAAAAAACGACGUACUUCUUGGCUGAAGCAAUACAUCAUUUUUAUGCUGAAUCAGAGAAGGAACUAAGCUUGUCAGUGGGCGAUUAUGUUGUUGUGCGGAAGGUGAGCCCAUCAGGAUGGUCGGAAGGAGAAUGCAGAGGUAAAGCAGGGUGGUUUCCAUCAACAUUUGUGGAUAAGAGACAGAGAAUUCCUACCAGUGACAUCGCUGGUGAAGUUUACUAAGCCCUACCCAAGUAUUCAGCUGGCCAUUAAAUCUAUCGAGCCAAUUUGGGAAAAAAAGACUUGUAUAGAUGAUAGUAAAAAUAGACUCAUUACCAGUUUGCUGUUGAGUUUUUCAGAUCAUGUUGGUUCUUUCUUAUGCCAUACUGUUUCAAAGGCACAAGGCUUUAAAUGUCUGUCUAUGUUCUUUCGUAUCUACUUCAAGAGAAUGGCCAUGUUUUUCAAGAA
Molecule: messenger RNA, 1447 nt
Organism: Juglans microcarpa x Juglans regia
Lineage: Eukaryota; Viridiplantae; Streptophyta; Magnoliopsida; Fagales; Juglandaceae
Product: SH3 domain-containing protein 3
Exons: 10
Coding region: 176-1222 (348 amino acids)
Molecular function (GO): protein binding
Source: RefSeq, a predicted model, not a curated record